Macroventuria anomochaeta is the source of this 2796-nucleotide messenger RNA. RefSeq lists its product as uncharacterized. The record is from RefSeq and is a predicted model, not a curated record. The coding region runs from base 1 to 2796 and encodes 931 amino acids. NCBI's taxonomy places the organism in Eukaryota, Fungi, Ascomycota, Dothideomycetes, Pleosporales, Didymellaceae. The transcript is spliced from 3 exons.
AUGUCUACACCAGCACCCGACCACAAGAAGAGGCCCCCGCCCAUUGCUAUUCCACAGUGGCCUCCAUCUCGGACGGUACCUGGACCUAACGCCCUCGCCAAUGCACCGUCCCAUACGAAAGGCAGCGGCCAACACCCGCAGCGUUUUGCUUCCUCAUCGACACAGCAAGCCGUGCGCUCGGGCACAACUACGCCGCUGACGUCCCCAUUGGAGUUGGAUGAGUCGCGUCUCGCAAUCUCCAAGUCUGGCUCUCAAGCAAGCAAGCACCGCUCCUCGGCGAUAACCACACUUUCCGGUCUUAUGGAACAAGCACGUAGUUCACCUCGCAAAUCAGACUGUGGCUCGGUACCUAGUCGACAUGGCUCGACUGCGCGCUCAAGGCAGUCUGAGCGUAGUCAUCGCAGUGCUACCGCAGCUCAAGCCCAGCUGGAGGCACUGGACGAAGAUGAGACGACUACGAGAUCUCAAAUCGAGUCCCGCACAGAGAAGAAGCUGUUCAAGAUGACUGGAGCCAUCGAUCCAGACAAGGUCUUCGUCCGAACAGAAGAUCUACGCGCUCAGUGCAGAGCUGCAAGCGGCGAAAAGCAGCCCGAGGGUGACGAGCCAACCAAAAGCCCCAAGAAAAAGCUCUUUGGUGUCAGCCUUCCUAUGUUCAGCAGAACGUCAGCGGCGGGUGCAGCACCAGCGAUGCCAUCGAAGGCAGCCCAGGUCCUCGGAACGACCCCUGCACGCAAGCCACGCCGAAUUGAACCACGCCCGAUCAGGUCUGCUCGUGUUUUGAAGACGCCUACGAAGGUCCCACGAUCAGAUACAGCAAAUUCUCUGCCUGCAAAGGUAUACGGUCAAACCAAUCCGGCCACGAGUCACUACAGUACUUCUACCCGCCGCAACCGUACACCUGGACGCAGGUCGCCGGGAAAGGAGAACACGUCACCUCAAGAGCAGGCGACAGCGAACUCAUCAUUUGACUCUAUGCCUCCUCCUACUCCGCCUGCAAAAGACACCCCUCCCGAGUUACGCCUUCCUGUGAACCCGCCAAGCCCACUGCGUCGAGCUCCUUCUCAUGAAGACCUACGUGAAAGCUAUGGUGACUUGCCAGAUAGAGGCAUGCAAGUACAGUUGCAGUUUCCAAUGUUUGCGCUCAGCCCCUCGCCCCCGAAGACUGCCAUUCACAGCAACAGUGGCGUGAGCCCAACUAAGUUCCGCCCAUACACUGCCGAAGACUAUACCAAGCUCAUUGAAGGUGAAGCCCUUCAAUGGCCAUAUCCCGAAGAAGACGGAGUCGGCGAGGUGAAGGGGAGUAAUCACAGUGCUCCACUGGUUACUGAAGGUCAAGAGCUAUUGCAACUUCCCCUUUCAAGUCGCAGCGAUGACAACCACUACAACGAUCGGCUUGGUCGUCGAUUGAGUCCCCUGCCACCGCGUUUCUACUCACCUUCUGAUCGCUCGGUUCAGCUUUUCAGAGACGGCGAAAGCCCGUCGCAUAAUACUGACACCAGCCGCAUGCUCUUUGCGCCACCCAAACCCAACCUACUACAUCUCCGUGAAGACUCCAACAACGGUUCAAUCGAGAUGGUAUACCAGGGCAGCAUGAACGCCAUCGAGUCGGACUCUCCGAAGGCACAGACAACAAACGAUCACGCUCAGACGCGAGCCAACGAACCGCCACAGCAACGCGAUGACGCCGAACUUGCAACUAGGGUCAAGCAGGAACUUCGCACCAGCGAGCAACACCAGCUCCCUCCAGUGACGAACGGCGGCCCAGGUCACCCACAGCCGGACAUCUCUUCAUCGAAGCUCACCGACAUGCUCAAUGGCGCAACCCCACGCACUGAUUCCAAUGGCGACUUUCGCAUCUUGUGUCCGAGUGCCGUUCCCAGUCCUCUACACAAGCUACAUGGACCUCACGUUCCAAUAGUCCCGAUGCUGCGCGGCGGCAAUGGUGCUCCUGCUGCAGGCCCCUGGGUUUCUCCGCGCACACACAAGACCAUCGAGGACCACUUCUUCAUGACCAAUGAGCAUCUGGACGUGGUCGGUAAAACCACGUAUGAUGCCCUCGAUAUGUACAGUAAGCAACAGAUCAACGCAACGAACGCGAAACACGAACAGCUCGUGGUCAUUAUGGAGAACCAUAUUGAGGGCCUAAAGUCUCAAAUCAGCUCCGUCAAUGAGAAAGCCGAUGACACCUCCAAUCAGAUACACAAUGUCGGUCUCAAGCUCGACCAGCUCGAAAAGUUCCUCAAAGACGAGGUCGUUACUGCGAUGACAGAGCAGGCGAAGAAGACAACCGAGAUGGAGUCGAGCCUCAGAGAGAUCCAGAAGGCAAUGGUGCAUAUGCAGCAGACAGUGGAGAAGCUCUCUGAGCCCAAGUCCGGUCCGCACCACUCAGCUACGAAUGCCUUGCCCACUCCUGGUGCAUCUUCUCAUUUGCCGCACGCUGUCCCCACUCACCACUCCCAGCCUGCUCUCACCAGCUACUAUGGAAAUGAGACAGGUCGAGAUGAGCAGCCGCCGAUGCCACCUCUGCAGGAUCGCAGUAUCUCCAACAACUACGAGUCACACAGCGAUCCACGUGGUAACUACGGCACCAACUGGCAGUCUCAAGCAUGGAACGGUCGUUCCACCUAUCAGGGUCGUAACAAGGGGGAGACAUCUUCGUACGCCGGCACCAACCCCUAUCAUUUUGGCAACGGCGGGCAGUACAACAGCGGGUACAUGAGCGGCUACUCUUCAUACAACUUCUCCCCAACCAGCCCUGAGCAGCCAUACGCCUAUGGUCAGAAGCCAGCUCAAUGA